AUGGAUGAUAAAGUAAUAUGGGGGCUAUCGGAGAAAGGGAUAUUUUCAGUAAAGAGUGCUUAUUAUACAGAUUUAGAGAAAAAGAAACAAAAGACAGGAGAAACAUCAAAUGGUGAUCAAAAUGAAAGGUUACGGGGGAAAGUAUGGAGAUUAACAAACUCGAGUAAGGUAAAACAGUUUUUAUUGAAAGUUCUCAAUGGAAUAUUACCCACAAGGAGCAAUCUCUUCAAGAGAAGGAUAAUUGAUAACUCAACAUGCCCUAUCUGCAACAGAGAAGAAGAAACAGCCUUACAUGUGCUUUGGGUCUGUCUUGCUUCAGUAGAUGUGUGGGGUGAGGAUUGCAGCCCAGUCAAAAAGUGGAGAAGGAACUAUGCUGAUUUCAUGUCACUAUGGUCAGAUUUACAUUCUAAGUUAGAAGAAGGACAGCUCCACAUAGUAGCUGAGGUGCUUCAUGGCUUAUGGAGGAGACAAAACGACAUGGUUUUUGAAGGAAAGUUCAAAGGUCCUUCUGUUUUGUUUCAACAGGCAAUACAAGAAGUAGAGGCAAUCACAUUGGCUCAAGAAAAGCCUAGAGAGAGUCAAGCAAGUUCAACAGAAUUGAUAAGAACAAUGUGGAGACCCCCAAGACCUGAUUAUAUGGAGGUAAAUGUGGAUGCAGCCAUGGACACUAAAAAGAAAAAGAUGGGAAUCAGUGUUGUAGUGAGGGACUUCAGAGGAUAG
This is a messenger RNA of Carya illinoinensis, 720 nucleotides long. RefSeq lists its product as uncharacterized. NCBI's taxonomy places the organism in Eukaryota, Viridiplantae, Streptophyta, Magnoliopsida, Fagales, Juglandaceae. The coding region runs from base 1 to 720 and encodes 239 amino acids. The record is from RefSeq and is a predicted model, not a curated record. The transcript has a single exon.